Messenger RNA from Lodderomyces margitis, 1236 nucleotides. RefSeq names its product mannosyltransferase (gene KTR2). Gene Ontology annotation, cellular component: Golgi apparatus; membrane. Gene Ontology annotation, molecular function: alpha-1,2-mannosyltransferase activity. The record is from RefSeq and is a predicted model, not a curated record. Gene Ontology annotation, biological process: protein N-linked glycosylation; cell wall mannoprotein biosynthetic process. NCBI's taxonomy places the organism in Eukaryota, Fungi, Ascomycota, Pichiomycetes, Serinales, Debaryomycetaceae. The transcript has a single exon. The coding region runs from base 1 to 1236 and encodes 411 amino acids.
AUGACCAGGAUAGUCACAUUAUCAGCGACGCUCUUAGUAGUAGCAGUUGCUAUAAACUAUUACCUUGCACUGACAUAUAUACUGCAUGGACGAAUACAGAAAGAGUCCACGUACACUUACAACCCCCUUGCAAAAGGACAACCAAAACUAGCGUCCAAUUCGUAUCUUCGAAAACAGUUUCCACCUCGAAAUUUAGAGCAGAUUGGAAAGGAAAAUGCUACUAUGAUUAUGCUUGUCCGAAAUGGCGAGCUCGAGGGAGCACUUUCCUCGAUGCGAUCUUUGGAAGAUAGGUUCAAUCGAGAGUACAAAUAUCCGUGGGUCUUUAUGAACGAUGUACCCUUCGACGAGGAAUUUAUUGAAAAGACAAGCCUUAUGGCAAGUGGUAAGACGUAUUAUGAGCUCGUUCCCGAGGAGCACUGGCACCCACCUUCAUACAUAAACAAGACCAAAUUGGAUGAAAACUUAAACACGUCAACUAGCGUACUUUACGGAUUUCUGAGAUCCUAUAGGAACAUGUGCCACUUUUAUUCUGGCUUCUUUUACAAGCAAGAGCGAUUAUUGAAUUAUGAAUGGUAUUUUAGAGUCGACCCUGACGUUGAGUAUAUGUGCGACUUCCAAUACGAUCCAUUUCAAUUACUACGAGAGAAUAAUAAAAUCUAUGGGUUUGUUAUUGCCCUUACGGAAUUCGAAAAUACCAUUCCAACGCUUUGGCAGAAUGUUGAAGCAUUUAUAGAAAAGUAUCCGGACCUACUCCAUUCCAACAAUGCCCUCGAUUUUUUAACAACGCACGAAACUUCAAUCACUCAUUACAUGCCUUUUACAGAAUCAACAACAAGAUACAACUUGUGCCAUUUCUGGUCAAAUUUUGAAAUUGCAAACCUAAACUUCUUCCGGAGUGAGGCGUAUGAGACGUAUUUUAGGCAUUUGAGUGAAGCUGGAGGGUUUCAUUACGAAAGAUGGGGCGACGCUCCUGUGCACACUAUCGGUUUAUCCCUUUUAGCUGACAAGAACCAAAUUUAUCAUUUCGAAGAUAUUGGGUAUUACCAUGUACCCUUUUUAGCAUGUCCUCAUUCAGAAGAUGUUAUUGCAUCAAAGAGAUGUAUAUGCAGGCCAAGAGAUGCAUUUGAAAAGAUGAAUCGUACUAUUGAUGUAAAUGCCCACAGUUGUUUAUCGCGAUGGUGGAAGUACGGUGCAGGGAAAUCGUUCUUGAACGAAGCUGAUUAUCGUAGGUGGUGA